CCACGCCUUGGUAAUGACGUAAUCAUCACUCGACAAAACACAGCUGAGGCGCGAAUAAGUGUCUGUGCUGCCAUGACCCAGUCUGUUGUUGUUCAGGUUGGACAGUGUGGAAACCAGGUUGGCUGCAGGUUCUGGGAUCUUGCUUUGCGAGAGCACGCUUAUGUGAACAAGAGAGGAUUGUACGAUGACGCCAUCAGCAGCUUUUUCCGAAACGUGGAUUCAAGGAACAGUGAUGGUGGAGUUCAUGCUGUCGGAGGCAGAAUUCAACAUCUGAAGGCCAGAGCGGUCCUGGUGGAUAUGGAGGAAGGUGUGGUCAACGGGAUCCUGCAGGGCCCGCUGAGGGAGGUGUUCGACAGCACUCAGCUCCUCACAGACGUGUCAGGUUCAGGCAACAACUGGGCAGUCGGACACAUGACGUACGGCUCGGCCUACCGGGACCUGAUCGUGGACAAGCUGAGGAAGGCAGCAGAACACUGUGACUGUCUGCAGUGCUUCUUUCUCAUUCACUCUAUGGGAGGAGGUACCGGCUCCGGACUGGGGACCAGAGUGCUCAGCCUGCUGGAAGAAGAGUUCCCCGACGUUUGCCGCAUAGUCACCUCCAUGUAUCCGUCUGCUGAAGACGACGUCAUCACGUCUCCCUACAACAGCGUCCUGGCCAUGAGAGAGCUGACGGAGCACGCUGACUGCGUCCUGCCCGUGGAAAACCAGUCUCUGCUGGACAUCGUGAACAAGAUUAAUGUCAUGAGUCACGGUGGGAAGCCAGGGUUGAUGAUCAGGAGCGGCAGCACGGUCACCUCCGGACAGGGUGUGCUCGGUGGAGCAGAGAAGCCCUUUGAUUCCAUGAAUAGCAUCGUGGCUAACUUGUUGCUCAACAUUACCAGCUCAGCACGGUUCGAGGGUUCUCUCAACAUGGAUCUGAACGAGAUCGCCAUGAAUCUGGUUCCGUUCCCUCGCCUACACUACCUCGUGCCGAGCCUCACGCCACUCUACACGCUGGCCGACGUCAGCGUCCCCAGCAGAAGACUGGAUCAGAUGUUCAGCGACGCCUUCAGCAAAGACCACCAGCUAAUCCGGGCCGACCCGAAACACGGGCUCUACUUGGCCUGCGCGCUCAUGGUCAGGGGCAACGUGCAGGUGUCCGAUCUCCGCCGGAACAUCGAGAGGCUGAGACCAUCGCUGCCCUUUGUGUCGUGGAACCAGGAAGGUUGGAAGACGGGUCUGUGUUCAGUGCCUCCUGUGGGUCACUCCCACUCCCUGUUGGCUCUGGCCAACAACACCUGUGUGAAGCCCAUAUUCAUGGAGCUGAGAGAACGCUUCAACAAGCUCUACAGGAAGAAGGCUCACCUACACCACUACCUGCAUGUGGAGGGGAUGGAGCAGAGCGUCUUCUCAGAGGCCAUCUCCUCCGUCACCGCACUGAUAGAGGAGUACCAUCAUCUGGAUGUGACCAGCACCAGACUCACACCCGAUGUUGCCAGACUCUGCAUCGCCACAUGAAGGUCUGCUCGGUGGGAAGUCUGUGCAGCUGUCUCAUUCAGACACUUUCAAAUCUUUUGUAUACACUUUUAUAAAUUAUAUAUUAUGAUUUAAUUAAUGGCCUGAUUAAAAUGCCCUCCCUCCCUCUGAAACAAUAAAUGAGUUUAACUCAGUCUGUAGCUUGCUGCCUUUCAGG
Melanotaenia boesemani (Boeseman's rainbowfish) is the source of this 1672-nucleotide messenger RNA. RefSeq names its product tubulin, epsilon 1 (gene tube1). Gene Ontology annotation, biological process: microtubule cytoskeleton organization; mitotic cell cycle. The record is from RefSeq and is a predicted model, not a curated record. The transcript is spliced from 13 exons. NCBI's taxonomy places the organism in Eukaryota, Metazoa, Chordata, Actinopteri, Atheriniformes, Melanotaeniidae. Gene Ontology annotation, cellular component: microtubule; cytoplasm. Gene Ontology annotation, molecular function: structural constituent of cytoskeleton; GTP binding. The coding region runs from base 73 to 1497 and encodes 474 amino acids.